Messenger RNA from Megachile rotundata (alfalfa leafcutting bee), 1326 nucleotides. It is a transcript of the gene pck, whose product is annotated as Claudin superfamily protein pickel. Gene Ontology annotation, cellular component: membrane; septate junction. The record is from RefSeq and is a predicted model, not a curated record. Gene Ontology annotation, biological process: regulation of tube size, open tracheal system; septate junction assembly. NCBI's taxonomy places the organism in Eukaryota, Metazoa, Arthropoda, Insecta, Hymenoptera, Megachilidae.
UUAAUUAAUUAGUUAUCUUCAUUAGCGAAUAGAAAUUUGGAAACCUCUAAAUUUAGACAGACAGAGCCAUCUAGUAACAUCUUAAACAAGUAACGUUAUUGGCAAUACAGAAGCAAUGCAAGGUGUGGCAAGUUCAUGACAAACUCCGUAUUUUUAAAGUUUAUAAACAAACGUUUCAUUAAACUGGAUCAAUAAUUUUUAUACUUAAUAAAGCAAGUAAUCGACAUGUCUGUUAAUAAGCAAGAGUAUCAUCGUGCGUCGAGUAAAUGCAGUAGUUUUUGGGGGAGUUAUCACAUACAUUGCUGGUUUAUUACUAGUAAUGGCAUUUACAAGCCCCUACUGGAUUCAGUCUUAUCAAGAAACAUUUAGUAGUUUCAAACAUAUGGGACUUUGGGAAUAUUGUUUUGAACAAUUUCGAUAUCCAUAUUACCUGUAUGACAAGCAAUUUGAUGGAUGUCAUCAUAUCUUUUCUGAAGAAUAUUUUGUAAUUCGAGAGUGGCUAAUACCAGGAUGGCUAAUGGUAGUACAAGCUUUUGUAACUCUUGCUCUUUUGCUCUCAUUCUUUGCCCAAGUUGUAAUUGCACUAACUUUAGUGCGUUGGCCUUUGAAAUUUGUGUUGAAUUAUGAGUGGCUACUCUCUGCAACAGCAUUUUUAUGCUGUGCAGCAGCAGGCACACUACUGUUUUUGGCAGUGUCCAUUUUUGGUGGGCAAUGCUGGCGCAGAGAUUGGUUAAUGUAUCCAAAUUUUAACCAUUUAUCUUGGUCGUAUGGUUUAGCAGUGAUUUCAUUUAUGUUCCAUUGGUUAGCAGCAUUUUUGUUGUAUCUUGAUGCUAAAGCUGGCUACAGGUUGCGCAAAGAAUCUCACAAUUUAGUUAUGCAAAUGCAGCCUAACCCACAAAGCCAUCAAGGUUUACCCAGAGGAGGGUACAUAUAAUUGAUUGUCGCAAGCAUAGUAUCAAAGAAGUAUUUAAUUGCAGAAUGAAUUUCGACUAAAGUUUUAGAUCUGCUUUCAAAGUUACUCUAUUACAUGGUAAUGUAAUAGUGUAACUGAGAUUAUCUGUGUGUGUUUCAUUGAUAUGUACUAUUUAAUUCCGUCCACUCUUUAGAGUAAACUAUAUCUUUAGAAUAAGAAAACUGUUCAUACAUAUCGAUAUUAUAGUUAUAAAACAUUCCAAGAAUCUUUGGAAUGUAAUGAUACAUGAGCACGUAUCAUCAUCUGUUUGUAUUAUAUAAUUUUUAACAUUAUAUCAAAUUUUAUAUUUUGUAUACUUUAAAAAUACGUUUCAUCGCAUGGAAUGAACGUUCCAAUAAACAAAAGUAAACAGA